AUGCACGAACAAGUGAGUCAACUGCAUCAUAGCUGUUUACAACUACGUGAUACAAACAGAAGACUAAAUGAAGAAAACCUCAAAAUGCAGAGAUAUUCGAGAAGUUUUAACUUACGGUUCGGAGGUGUCCAUGAAAUAGAAGGCGAAGACUGCCUACGCGUGGCAAAGCAGAUUUUACAGAGCAAGUUCGGAAUGGAAAACGCAGAGAUCGAGAACGCACAAUCUGAACUGACACAGCCAGUGCAUACCUUUGCACCGUCAGACGUGAGGUUGGGAACAGCCACUGAUGUGAUGACACGUGAUAACGAGGGCGACACUUACGGAAUAUCGGAAGCUUGGCAGACUGGAAUUAUUGUAGCAGUUGUACUCUUCUCGGCCCUGGUAAUGAUUGUCACUGGGUUCCUGGGAUGGUUCUUGCCAAAAAGUCAAAUUAUUCCAUCGGCGUCUAGUUCACGUCAUAUGGAAAGGAUUCAUCGAAAUAACACGCCAAGGAGACAGGGAGGGUAUAUGUCGUUGUUGAAAAAGAGACUGUUGGAACGAAUCACGGAAAAUAACCUAAACAGCAGACGCGAUUUGAAUGAUGUCAAGAAAUUUGUACAUAAAAAUAACAUACCGAUGCCAGAUUUUACUGCAGCUCGACGUUUGAACAACGGGACGUUCUAUGGUCGGGACACCACGUACAUAAGUAUCAGUAAACGUAACGGAAUUGCUUAUUUAGAAAUGAUACGACCUGAAGGGGCACCUGUACCGUCUCGUCUGAAAAGAUGCAACAUUGAACUAGAACAGGUAGCUAUGAGAAGUGACAAUGAAACAGUCCAGGGGGAACCACAGCUCCUACCACCAUUACCACCAUCACCACCACCAUCACCAUCACCAUCACCACCACCACCACCAUCAUCAUCAUCACCACCAUCAGCAUCACCAUCACCACUACCAACACCAUCACCACCCUCACCACAACAACUGGAACAGUCACCACCAACAGCACAGCGGUCAGAGGAACACUCGCAAGAUCAAUCUGAACAACAACCAGUUGCAGAGCAACGCCAGCAACAAUCUGAACCACAAUAA
Messenger RNA from Saccoglossus kowalevskii, 1071 nucleotides. RefSeq lists its product as uncharacterized. Lineage: Eukaryota; Metazoa; Hemichordata; Enteropneusta; Harrimaniidae. The record is from RefSeq and is a predicted model, not a curated record. Gene Ontology annotation, molecular function: calcium ion binding.